AUGACCAUGAGACACAGCUGGAUUCCAGACCCUAGCCCUCUUAGGGCCCUGCUCCUCUGUGCCCACAUCAUCUCCCACCUGGCCGGAGCCACACCUGUGCCUCAGGCCACCACAGCUGCCUCACCUGGGAUGGCAAAGGAUCCCUGCUCCUCACGGCCCCCAGCACUCCCAGCAGCUAAGCAGUGCCCAGCGUUGACAGUGACCUGGCCAGCAGUGGAAGUCUCACUGAAUGGAACGCUGACAUUGUCCUGUACUGCCUGCAGCCGUUUCCCCCACUUCAACAUCCUCUACUGGCUGGGCAACGGCUCCUUCAUCGAGCACCUCCCAGGCCGGCUGCGGGAGGGCAGCACCAGGCGAGAGUACAGGGGCAAGUGGACCCAGCUGUGGAGACCGUUGGUGCUGGAGCUGAGCCCUGCCCUGCGAGAUACCAACUUCUCCUGUGUUCUCAUGGAUCCUGGGCAGACUGUCCAGCGUCACCUUGUCCUGGCCCAGCUCUGGGCUGGGCCGAAGACAAGUGUGCCCCCUGCCACAGGAAGCCCCACCCUCCAGCCAGGCCCCUCUGCUGUACCAUCCCGACAGUGA
Rangifer tarandus platyrhynchus (Svalbard reindeer) is the source of this 582-nucleotide messenger RNA. The record is from the annotation of a GenBank genome assembly. Lineage: Eukaryota; Metazoa; Chordata; Mammalia; Artiodactyla; Cervidae.